Molecule: messenger RNA, 2907 nt
Organism: Salarias fasciatus (jewelled blenny)
Lineage: Eukaryota; Metazoa; Chordata; Actinopteri; Blenniiformes; Blenniidae
Gene: tox4a
Product: TOX high mobility group box family member 4 a
Exons: 9
Coding region: 330-2294 (654 amino acids)
Biological process (GO): regulation of transcription by RNA polymerase II
Cellular component (GO): nucleus
Molecular function (GO): chromatin DNA binding
Source: RefSeq, a predicted model, not a curated record
GUGUGCUAACAGCGGCAGUGUAUGAAUGGGUUUGUUUUGUGUCGCCGUUAAACUUUGGCCAGUGGGCUCACACCCCGUUGUAUUUCGCCCGUAUUUGUGUUAUUCGGGGGUCUCCAGUCUCCAUUCACCGCUCGACCCAGCUCUUCCCGGUCCUCUAAAGUGAACAUAGAUUAGCAUCGCCUCUUUAACCGUUAUGCUAACUGGAUGUGAUUAGCGUGCUAACUGUUAGCGGCGCCAGCUAACAUGCGGGUUUUGUGUUCCAAAUGGACAAAAGCAGAUUUUAAAACAAUUUCAUCAAAAUACACACUGCGAUAAGAAUCUGGUUCAAGAUGGACCUUAAUUUUUACUCUGACCUAUCGGAUGGCUGUGCUCAGAAUGUUGAUCCGGAGUUUUUGGACUCUCGGGGUUAUGGUGGAUACUCCGAGGAGAGCAAGUUUCCAGAAGGCAGUGAUAGCUACCUGACCAUCAGCGGAGCUGGACACCCUUUUCUGUCUGCAGAGCAGACCUUCCACACUCCCAGCCUCGGGGACGAGGUUUUUGAGAUCCCACCCAUCUCUCUGGAUCCAGAUCCAGCUUUGAGCAUCAGCGAUGCAGUGUCCCACUUCGAGCUGUCAGACGGUACCGGGGGAUCCUCUGGCUCCCGUAGUCUUGUUAGUAACCUGGUGGUUGAAGCCAACGACCCUUCCUUUGCCUCCACCUUUGUAAACUCCGGCUCUCAAGGCCUGGACCAGCUGAACCUGGGUACGAUGGGCCAGGCUGGAGGGGCAGCAUUACUCAGCUCCUCUGCACUAGAACUGGGAAACUCGGGUGGUUCCCAUUUCAGCAGCUCAUCCCCCAUGACCAUCGACGUUCAGCUCGCCGACAUUGGCCACGGUCUCUUGGGAAGCACUCAGCUCUCCACCAUCAACCAGUCGGAGCUGGUUCUGGGACUUGGCGGCGACAACCUGGGACAUCAUUCAGAGGCUCCAGAGCAGCCGCUGUCUGCUACUCCGUCUCCAGCCGGUUCCCUGCAGGAUGAAGACAUGGAUGACUUCAAGAGGAGCGUGCUGGUGGACUGCCCCAUGUCUCUCUCCUCCGCCUCCGUCUUCUCCCACAUGCCCUCCCACCCAGCUCCCCUGUCGUCCGUGUCCCCGGCCACGGCGAGGAGAAGCGGCGGGAAGCCUGCGUCAUUAGCCUCGGCGACCGCGGCAGCGAGCGCAAAGGGAGGGCGGAAGAAGAAAGAUCCCAACGAGCCGCAGAAGCCAGUUUCAGCCUACGCCUUGUUCUUCCGAGACACGCAGGCCGCCAUUAAAGGUCAGAACCCCAACGCCUCUUUUGGGGAGGUUUCAAAGAUCGUGGCCUCCAUGUGGGACAGCCUGGCUGAAGAACAGAAGCAGGUGUAUAAAAGAAAGACGGAAACGGCCAAAAAGGACUAUUUGAAAGCACUUGCAGCUUACAGAGCCAAUCAGCUCUCACAGCCGGCUGUUGAGGAGAUGGACACCUCCCCCUCACCGCCCGUCGCCGAGGUCAACCCGCCUCCUGCGGCCGUCCGCUCGGUGGAAGAAAACACCAUCACCAACAUCUGUGCCUCCAACAUCAUCCUGGACGUUCCUGAGAUGGCCACGCGUUCCCGCACGGGCGCCAACAAAGCCUCCGCCCCCCCGGUGGCCGCACCCCCCCCAGCCCAGACCAUCACCAAGAUCAUCAUCCCAAAGCACAUCCUGCAGGGAGGGGGGCAGGUGGUGACCGUGCUGCCCGGCGGCGUCAGAGCCCUGCAGCCCACCCUUGUGGUGGCGGGCGCCUCGCGUCAGCCGCCGCCCCUGCAGCAGAUGCAGAGCGCCCCGCCGCCGCCGCGGCUCCAGCAGAUGGCCCCGACGCCCCCGCCUUUACAGGCCAAACCGCGCGAGGGAGGCGCCCCGCCAGGCCUCCCCGUGUCCGUCACCGCCACACCUCCACCGCCGCUGCAGAUUAAAAUAGUUCCCGCCGCCAUUCAAGGCCAGGAGGCCCUGCCCGUCAUCGUCUCAAACGCCGCCAACGCAUCGGUCGUCUCUGUGCAAGUCGCCACAGGGAGCCCAGACGAGGACGUCGUCACUGAAGUGAUUCCUUCCGAAGAGGAUGACACGGGCAGGAAUGGGCCCAGCCGUCUUCCGACCAGGAAGAGUCUGUGUUUGAGGGCCGGCUGCAACAAACCCGCCGUGGACAGUGAAGACUGGGACCGAGAAUACUGCAGCAACGAAUGCGUGGCCACUCACUGCAGAGACGUCUUCAAGGCCUGGUGCUCCAUCAGGAACCAGUCCAUGGGGACAGUGAAGUGAAACUCACCUGCUACUGAUCCAGUCAUCACUUAAAACCAGCUCUCGAUGCAGAACGAUGGAGACGCUGUAAAGUUUCUGUUUGAACUAUGAACUCCUGGUUUGACAGUUUUUCCAAGAUAAAAAACUGUCAGUGUUUCUAAGACUGCACAAAGCACAACGAAUCGACACAAAUGCAGUUGGCCUUGUUAUCACAGGACAUGGUAGCGUGUGUAUAACUGUCUAGUUUUAUGUUUUAGUAUAAAAGCGUUUAGAAAGGUCAAGGGACUGACAGGCAGCUAGACGAGUGUGAAACAAGGUCCUGACUAUUUCAGCCAUUUACUUGAAAUGGAUGGAGAAAGGCUGAAAGGAACAAAGAGUAAUAUCUGAACUUUUUUUUACAUGACGCUUUCAUAUAUUAAUGCUUAAUUGUUUUCAGGUGAUAAUCGCCUCUCACAACUCUGCUUCUGGUUUGAUUCAGCCGCUGUAGACCGAGGCAGAGAAGAGUUUGUAUCACUACUCGGUGUUGUCGGGUUCGAGGCCUUCCGAGCUCAUUACUGCCUUCAUGUUUUGUAAAACAUUUAGUCCAGAUCAGUUAAAAUAUGCCAUGUUUUCCUAAUAAAUUGACAAAAUUGCU